UCGCAGCCAUUUUCACUAGAGUGUUGCGUGCGCCAUGUCUGAGGGAGAUCAAGAAAAAGGCGUCGAAAAUAAACACUAUAAUCUGCGUCUGCGAGCUAGCACCAGGGCGUCUGUGAAACCGCCGGGGACAUAAACAAAGCUGGGGGUAUCAAAGCUGUGUUGAGACAGCGUUAAACAUGACAGAGGAUAUAUAAUGUCUGUGAAGCGUCUCAUGUGUUGUUGAGACGUGUAAACCGUGAGUGUUUUUCUCCAGACUGUAAAUAUAUCCAAAUCUUCAGCCAACGAGUGACUGAUGCAUCUCACUCGGGUUGCGGAGCAGGGCCAGUUCCGUUUCCAACCAUCAUGGCUUUUGUGAGCCUCUUCUCAAGUCCCCCAAGCCCCGUACUUGACAAAAACAUGACAGACUGUGAGCUGGCAGGGGAAGAAAGGGAGGAUGGCGAAUUGGAGGACGGAGAAAUAGACGAUGAAGGUAUCAGCAUAGAAGAAGAGAAGGAAAUUAAGGAGGAGUCUGAAGAGGCAGAGAAAGAAAAAGAGAAGGGAAAAGAGAGAGAAAAAGACGACAAGUCACACCGGCACUCCAGAAAGAGACACAGGAAGAUUAAAGAAAAGCGAAGGUCAAAGAAAAGGAGACGAGACCGUCAAAAGCAUCACUCUCCAUCCAGCAGCUCCAGCUCAGACAGUUAUGACUCCGAGCACGAGCGUCAAGACAGACCUAAGAGCAAGAAAAGCAAAGCAACAUAUCACGACCACGAUGGAGCGUUUGCACAGCGUGAGAAUGAACCUGCUAAACCACCGAGGUCAAUGCAGCACAAGAACAGUGAAAUGGACAGAUAUAGUGACUACAGUGAGGAAAAAUAUGACUAUGAUGAAGAGGAGGAGGAUUUCUCAGAGGAGCUGUGCAAGUACAAACAUGCUAAAGAGUCAUCUGGACAUGGCAAAACAGGGCCACCUAAAGACCAGACCAAGAGACCCAUUAUGAGGGGACAACAACAACAGCAACACUUUGGUGGACAGCGUGGUAGAGGGCGUGGUGCUGCAGGUAGGGGGCGGGGAUUGCUCAACAAGAACAAGAAACAGAAGGGGAAAAACUGGGGUCGGGGGCGUGGUCGAGGAGGAGAGCAGGGCGGAGGUGACGGGGAAUCUAAAGGUCAGCCCAGUUUCCAGAAGAAGCGUCCAAUCAUGAGCCAGGAAUUCAUUAAUCAACACACGGUUGAACACAAUGGAAGGCACAUUUGUAAAUACUUCAUUGAGGGUAGAUGCAUUAAAGGGGACCAGUGUAAGUUUGAACAUGACAAUGUUGUUCCAGAGAAAAAGAAAGAACUGUGCAAGUUUUAUGUCCAAGGAUACUGUACCAAAGGAGACAUCUGUAUAUACAUGCACAAUGAAUAUCCUUGCAAGUUUUUUCACACUGGAGCAAAGUGCUACCAAGGAGACAACUGCAAGUUUUCUCAUGAGCCUUUAACUGAUGUAACCAAGGAACUUUUGGACAAGAUCCUGAAUACAGAAGAAGAAAAUGUAAAUGAGGAUGUGCUGGAGUUAGAAGAUCUGAGAAAACAUGGAAUAGCCCCAUUGCCUAAACCACCUCCUGGAGUAGGACUUUUACCCACACCUGGCCCUGGAAGCCCUCCAGAUGGAAGCAAGAAGAUCCCCUCUUUGUUUGAGAUCAAAGUCCAGCCUACUGUGGACUUGGCGCAGAAGAUUGCUCUAAGGCCUAAUUUCUACAACAGCACAUCUCCCACUGCUGGACAGUUUCAUGGUGGUGGCGGUCCACAGUUCACUGGUGGCCUUGAGGAUAUGCAGACUGGCAACAUGAUAUCUUCUCCACCCAAUCCUUCCCAACCCCCACCUUCAGGCGCUAUAGGGAGCCCUCCUCUUUUAUUCACUGGUCCAGGGAUGCCCCAAAGUCCCCCAGGCCAACCACCAUCCCAGGGCUUUGGCCAGUUCCCACCUAUGUCACCUCCUUGUCAGCCCCCUGGUUUCCAUGGCAACAUGCAGCACAUGAACCGCCCCCCCAUGAUCCGCCCCCCCAUGAACCAGCAGGGGGCUCCAUUUCAACCUGUGCCUGACAUGCAAAUGAACAUGCCUUUCCAAAAUAUGGGCCAGAUGCCCUCAGAGUUCUUUAAGAAUUUGUUCAGCAGCCAGUCACUGGCACCAGGGGAUGAGGGACACUCUGGACCCAUGCAAGACUCCCAGUCGAUGAGUAAUGCAGAGUCUAGCGGGAUGCAGGACUUCCUGCCAGCUGUUCAGAAGGCUUUGCUUUUACACCUGAAUCAGAACAAGCAAGUCUCUGACUCUCAUAGGGAAGAUGGGCAGGGUUCUGCACCUCCCAGCAGAGAACAAGAUGAAACCCCUAAUUGGUACUCGAGUGAUGAGGAAGAGGGCAGUAGUGUAACAGCCAUUCUGAACACCUUAAAGAAGCAGAAUGAUAUGCUGAAAAACCAGCAGCCCAGUAUUGAACCAGCCGGCCCCAUGGACCCUAGACUGCAGAAGGAACGAGCUCUGCCUAAUGACCCUCGGAUAAAAGCUGACCCACGUCAGCGUCCCCAAGACCCCAGAAAGGACAUUAGAGACAGUGUUGGGGACCCCAGGCUUGCCAGAGACCCACGCAAGAUGAAACCUUUGGACCCAAGCUCCUCCAAGACUGACCCUCAACGCCACACACACCCAAACCCCUCCAUGUCCCACAAGCCUCACACCAGAGAUGAAGAUGAGGAAUGUGAGAGAGAGCUGAGGGAGAGAGCAGCCUUGAUCCCGUUGGACCCCAGCCCUGGAGCUGUGCUACGAGAUCCCCGUUGCCAGAUCAAGCAGUUCAGUCAUAUCCGGGUCGACAUCCUCCUUCAGCAUCCGGCCUUUGCUCAAACGGUUGUGUGGGGUCCAGAGGACCUCAUUCCUUCAUUGAUCCCCAAACAGGAGCCCUCCAUAAAUCUGCCACUCCCACCUUUAAUCGCUGAUGCUCAGCUGAACCGAAGCCUUUCCUCUCCUCCAGACCACCCUUCAUCAGUAGCUUUGACCCCUCCUGAUCCUCGUCUGGCAGCUAUGCGUCUCAAGGAGGGCAGUGGGAGACUCGGGAGCCCUCCCGGCAAGAUUCUUGAUUCUCGCCACCACGCUGACAAACCAAUGGACCCUCGCACUCACAAAAACCUUGAUCCAAGAGUCAGCCGGUCUGGCAGCUUGGACUCCAAACUACCUGGGGUGAGGGAGACUCCCUCUGGAGGUGGGGUCCUUGACCCACGGCUACAACGUGGAAGUGCCGAAGCUUUAAACCAACCUGAGGCAGCUUCUGCUAAGCCUGAGUCAGACAAAUUGCCCUCAUAUGCCCCUCGUCUGGCACCAUCAGUGGGUGCAGGACUUGAGAGCCCUACCACGCUAUUAGGAGGCAUCAGUUUAUACGAUCCACACAACCACACCUUACUCUCUCCAAAAUGUGAAAGUGAAGAGCUUCCUAAAAAGUCAAGUAUCCUAAAGCAGUCUGCAAAUCUCCAAAGCUCUCCAUCUCCACAUGCCUCACCAUCAAGGGGAACAGAAGUUGAAAAGGAAGACAAACGUCCAGUUGAUAAUUCUGAGAGCAACACAACUGGCUGUCCAUCAAAUUCUUCUGUGCCUACGAUGAUGCCGGCGUCUCCCUGCUCACCAGUCCGGGCAGCGGCACCCGCUGUGCACAACUUGCCCAUUCAGGCGCUAGCAGGACUAAUACGGCCCGUUUACGCUGAUCCGCGGCUGAACAGACCUGUUGGCGGGAAUCUGCAAGAAGAGGAAGAGGACAAAGAUAAUCAAAAGAAAGACAUGCCCCUUAGGGACGUCUUUAAAACAUUUGACCCUACAGCCUCACCAUUCUGUCAGUAAACACGCUUAGCUAGCUCAAACGAUUAUUGUAUUCUGUACAUCUGUACUUUGUAUUCACCCUACUUGUAUAUUGAGCUUUCUUUCUAUUUAUAUUUGUUUGUACAUACAUUAUCCACUGCUACAUCAUCUUACAAGAUAUAUUUUUCUUUUGGCCUCUUGUGCAUUCAUGAAUUCUAAUUGAAUAAUAAUCAGGCAGUUGUGCUGCCACAAAUGACUUGACUAGGGUCUAUUGUCAGUGACGCAAUAGUUCUGUUGUCACAGAGGGUUAAAAGGGAUGUGCAGCUUAAAGUAUUCAUAUUUGUUGUAGUGUGUAAUGCUAAAGUUUUAGUAAAAAUAUACAUUUUUGGUACAUUUCUACAGUAUCUUGUAACAUUAUCUUGUAACUGUGUACAAAGUAUAUACAAACACUGUAAUAUAUCAGGAUUCCUAUAUAUCUUUCAAUUGUUCUUUUCCAUCAUUGGUGCAUUUGUGGUUUUUGGUGAUAGCAAGGUUAAAAUGUGAGAUUCCAUCCUGAGAGACUUUGUUGCAAAUGGUUUUCUUUUUAACACGUCUUUUAUUGUCAUUGUUUUUUUGUUUUGUUUUUGGUGCAGAAGUUUUAGUGUAUUUGUUUGUUUUUUUCACUGAAAAUGCUGAAUUGCUUUGUGUUCUUUUAAUAUCCUAACUGAAAUGCCAGUGGGGAAUUGAAAAACGUUCCAAGGGAGUCAUAGUACUUGCUUCAUUUUUUUAAUUAAGCGUCUGAAAUAAAAAGGAAUCAAGUGACUCUGAGACCACCGUUUCUAAGUGGAUGGUACUUUUUAAUAAGAAAUAUGAGGUAAAUAAAAAUUUAAAAACAAGC
Myxocyprinus asiaticus (Chinese sucker) is the source of this 4678-nucleotide messenger RNA. RefSeq names its product zinc finger CCCH domain-containing protein 6-like. Bases 343 to 3843 code for a protein of 1166 amino acids. The transcript has 12 exons. Gene Ontology annotation, biological process: negative regulation of DNA-templated transcription. NCBI's taxonomy places the organism in Eukaryota, Metazoa, Chordata, Actinopteri, Cypriniformes, Catostomidae. Gene Ontology annotation, molecular function: metal ion binding; RNA binding. Gene Ontology annotation, cellular component: nucleus. The record is from RefSeq and is a predicted model, not a curated record.